AGCCUAGCUUCUCUCAAAAAGGCCAACCAACCCAUUUCACAAUUUCCCCACUGAACUCUCGUCUCUCUCUCUCUUUCUCACUACCUCUUCGAAAAGGGUCUUUGCCUUUUUGGGUCACCAUUUUUUCCCCAUCUUUAGCCAACCAGCAACAAAAACAUGAAGCAAAAGGUGGUCAUCAAGGUGUCUCUAAACGACCAGAAAUCCAGAACCAAAGCAAUCAAAACUGCAGUUGGUGUUGAUGGGGUAAUACAAGCAGCUCUUCAGCAGGAGAAGAAUCAAAUAGAGGUAACAGGGAAUGAUUUAGAUGUGGUAUUGCUCACCACUUUGCUGAGGAAAAGCCUGAAUUAUGCAGAGGUUUUGAGUGUUAGCGUUGUGGACGAUAAAAAGGAAGAGGAGAAGGAAGAGCAGAAUGACGAUCCAUCAAAGCUAGUUUGGACACCAUAUGCUGGUGGUGUGCCUUUUAAUGUUAUAUGUGAUCCAUACCACUACCCAUACGAGUACAAAUACCACCAAGACCCGUCUUGCUCCAUCAUGUAAAUUCUCUUAUAGAAAAAUAUGGAAGACGGAGUUAAAAUUCGAAUCGCUGUACGGAGAAAUCAUUUCAUACCACGUAGCUUCUUUAAAUGUGUGUGGUUUUCACAGUUUGCAUUAUUGGGUUCAAAAAGAGUGAUAAUAAAUUUUGAGUGGAAAACAAAAUUCUAUUUUGUUAUAUAUAAAGAUAAAUUACCACUUUUAGUUCAACCUUUCAACUGCGGUUUGAAAUUUUAUGGCUAAAUUACUGAAGUUAUGUACUUCAUCAUAAAUGGUAUCCAAAUUUAAGGAUUUUUCC
Messenger RNA from Ziziphus jujuba (common jujube), 829 nucleotides. RefSeq names its product heavy metal-associated isoprenylated plant protein 16. NCBI's taxonomy places the organism in Eukaryota, Viridiplantae, Streptophyta, Magnoliopsida, Rosales, Rhamnaceae. The transcript is spliced from 3 exons. The record is from RefSeq and is a predicted model, not a curated record. Bases 157 to 537 code for a protein of 126 amino acids.